GCCGUUAUUACUACAAGCUAGUUGACAUUAUUGUGACGCUACCUGGAUAUUGUGAAACAUUAAUUAAAGGUGUGCAUUCAAAAUGGAUUAUCAAGGAGAACGGAAUAUAUUAUCAUGGACUGGAUUUUUAUGCUUAAUGGCACUUAUUGUGUCAGUUAACUGUGGAGAAAUCAACACUUUUCCAAAUAAACAAGGAUUAUUAAAUGGUCCUUUAGAUAUAACUUGCUCAUAUAACUUAAAACAAGGUGAAAUAUUGGAUUCAGUGACUAUUUUUCGGCAAAAAUCAGGUGAUGUUAGUGGUUAUAAAAACAUAGUGAGAUUUACACCGUCUGGUACAAAUUACUAUUCAGAUGGAGAGGAUUUGAGGGACCGAAGUGCUUUGUCAUUACAAAAUAAUGUGGCAACUUUAGCUAUAACUAGUGUUAAAUGUGUGGAUGAAGCACAAUAUCGUUGUGUCCUUAGUUUCUUCACAAAUACUAGUCUCAUUGCAGGGGAUGACAAAAUAAUGCCAGGUGGAUUGACUGUCCAAGGAGGACCACAAAAACCAAGUCAGUUGAAUCAGUCUCCAACUGACGUAGCUUCUGAAUAUGAAUCAGUAACAUUUACUUGUGUAGCUGAAAUUGGGAAGUCUCCAAAAGGAGCUAUCAAAUGGGAGAAAGUCAUGGCAGACAACAGUAAAGAAAUUAUUUCUGAAUCUGUGACCAACGUAGAAUCAGAAACAAAAGAUUCCUGUACAAAGACAAUGACAUCAAAAUUAGUGUUGAAUGUAACACAAGCUGAUAAUGGGAAAAAAAUCCAAUGUAGCACCACACAUCAAAAUCUCCAGGAUCCCAACCACUUUCGUAUUACCAACAGCCUAAUUGUUAAUUAUCCUGUUAACCAACCAAAUGUAUACCAAACUCCAAACAAGCCAGCACAAGUUGAAGGAGAUAGAGUAGUGUUGACAUGCACAGCAAACUCAGUUCCAGCAGCAACUUACAAAUGGCACCAUAUAGAAUCUAAUGUUACUUAUGAUGCUAAUAGUAAUGGUGAAAAGGUCUUUUUGAACAUUCAAUUGUCAGAUAUUGGAACGUAUCGUUGUGAUGCGAUGAAUACCUAUCAAAACCAAACCUUCACAGCUAGUAAAAGUGUAUUAGUUCAAGUCGAGAAACAAACUACACCUAGCCCAACCUCAUCCCCUGGUACUAGUUCCUCUAAGCCUGGUGGUGCCACACAGCCAAGUACUGGUGGAAACGAUGAUAAUGAAACUUUGAUAAUUAUAAUUGUGUGUGUAGUGGUUGGUUUGCUGAUAAUUGCUGGUAUUAUUCUGUUCAUUAUCUGCAGAAAAAAGAGACAAGAAAAGAUUAAGUCUCAGAAAAUUGAAACUCCAUCAGAAAAACCAUACAAUAACAAUCCAGCUAUCAAUAGAUAUGCCUCAAGACAACCUGAUUUAGUCAGUGAUGAAAAGAAAUUAUAUGCCAAUCAACAAUUACAUCCAUAUAAUAAUCCAAAUAGUUCUUAUAACAAUAAUCCUUAUGAUUAUAAUCCCAAUACAUCAUUUGAUAAAAGAAGUGAAGACUUUUCAUCAUAUGGAGACAUAAAUUUUGAUGAUCGACCGAGAAGUCGUAAACCUGUUGCGUUGUCAGAUGCAGAUUAUGCAGAUAUUUCUAUGCCUCGAGUUUAA
Molecule: messenger RNA, 1663 nt
Organism: Lottia gigantea (owl limpet)
Lineage: Eukaryota; Metazoa; Mollusca; Gastropoda; Lottiidae
Exons: 9
Coding region: 83-1663 (526 amino acids)
Biological process (GO): heterophilic cell-cell adhesion; homophilic cell-cell adhesion
Cellular component (GO): adherens junction
Source: RefSeq, a predicted model, not a curated record